AAUAAGCAAACUGAGGAUGUUCGCAUCUGUUUCUGGACUUGCACUCUGUGUGUGGUGAACUAAUUGUUAACAGUCAGUGCUCAGCAUUUAUAUAGUAUGGCUGUGUACAUGAAGCUGUGCUGACUGACACCCUGUAGUGGAGCAGCUGUCUGUUAGCAGUUCGCCUCCUGGCCUCUGCCAUUUUCAGCAGCUAUGUUUUGUUUGGUUGCUGUUAGCAGCAAGAUGGCGGCUCCCAUCCCGGCGCACAGACCCUCUGCUCUGUAUAUUUAAUAGCAAGUUUUAGCCCCUACAGUGUCUCUUCACACUGAUGCACGGAAUAGCCGUGCAUCGCAAUUAACCACAGCUGGAUAUGCGUUUCUGUUUCUGCAGCUUUGAGUUAGCCUAAGCAGCUACUUGCAGCUUUCUACUGACUGCACAGCCUUUACCGAGAUAAAAUGGCGGACUGACUACUGCAGUAUGUAGGCUAACGAACAUCACAUUGAUCCCUCUUCGACUAGCAGUCUGUAACGCUAUCACCAGAAAAGGAAGUGUAUUCACCACUUUUAAUAAAAGCUGUUGAAUCUUUGGCAGACAUCAUCGACUCAUCGCAGAAAAACUAAAUCCCGAAAAAAGGCCAGUUAGCUACGUAGCGAGCUACUAUCAAAUUAGCUGGCUAGUUAGCACGCUAAUGCCAAUCCCAAACCGCUGUUAGCGAGCCAGAGACGAUUUUACAAACAUUUGACAACCUGUGUUUGAAUUUGGGGUUUGUCCCUUGUGGAGGAUCAGGAGACGCAAACCAUAGCGCCAUGACAACCGAACUCGCAAGUCCUGCACUGCUGCAGCCCCGUUGGAAGCGCGUACUGGGCUGGAGUGGCCCGGUACCGCGGCCUCGGCACGGACACCGAGCCGUGACUAUUAAGGAGCUAAUGGUGGUGUUCGGCGGAGGGAACGAGGGGAUCGUGGACGAGCUCCACGUCUAUAACACAGCUACCAACCAGUGGUUCAUUCCUGCAGUCCGAGGUGACGUCCCCCCCGGCUGUGCCGCCUACGGCUUCGUGUGUGACGGGACGAGGCUGCUGGUGUUUGGAGGCAUGGUGGAGUAUGGCAAAUACAGCAACGACCUGUAUGAGCUGCAGGCAAGUCGCUGGGAGUGGAAACGUCUGAAGGCCAAGAAUCCAAAGAACGGACCGCCCCCCUGCCCGCGACUUGGACACAGCUUCUCUCUGAUUAGCAGUUCUUGCUAUCUGUUUGGAGGACUGGCCAAUGACAGCGAAGACCCCAAGAACAACAUCCCCAGGUAUCUAAAUGACUUGUACUGUCUGGAGCUGCGGCCCGGCUCCGGCGUGGUUGGCUGGGAGAUCCCGCUGACAUCAGGUCAACCGCCGCCACCCAGAGAGAGUCACACGGCUGCGGUUUCGAGCGGCCGCGGGGCCAACAGACUCAUCAUCUAUGGAGGGAUGAGCGGCUGCAGACUGGGAGACCUGUGGGUGCUUGACAUCGACUCUCUGACGUGGAGUAAACCAGCCCUUGGUGGAGCUGCCCCCCUUCCCCGCAGCCUGCACUCUGCCACCACCAUCAACAACAAGAUGUAUGUGUUUGGAGGUUGGGUUCCUCUGGUGAUGGAUGAUGUCAAAGUGGCGACUCAUGAAAAGGAGUGGAAGUGCACCAACACACUGGCCUGCCUCAACCUGGACACGAUGUGUUGGGAGACGGUCUUGAUGGACAGUCUGGAGGAGAACAUCCCCAGAGCGCGAGCAGGUCACUGCAGCGUGGCCAUCAACUCCAGACUCUACAUCUGGAGUGGCAGAGACGGAUACAGGAAGGCCUGGAACAACCAGGUGUGCUGUAAGGACCUCUGGUAUCUGGAGACAGAGCGUCCCUGCGCUCCCUCUCGAGUGCAGCUGGUCCGGGCAAACACGUCGUCAUUGGAGGUGAGCUGGGGGCCAUCACAGACCGCAGACACCUACGUGCUACAGCUGCAGAAGUACGACAUUCCUGCCACAACUGCAGCCUCCUCUCCUGCCUCUAAUCCCGUCCCCACCGCCAGACCUGGAGCCAGCAUCUGCAAGGGCCCUGCCCCAACUGCCGUGUCACCAGCUAACCACACUGCCACUCUGGUCCCCUCACCCACUCUCUCCUUACCUGGAAACCCAUUGGCUGCUGCUGCUAAAGCACCAGCUGUCCUGAGGAUGUCUGCAGCUUCAGGUACAGCAGGUGGAGCCUCUGUUGUCACAGUGAGACAGGCCACGCCCAAAUCCCCGGUUGCUGUGGCAACGCUUCCCGCAAGUGUCCGUAUGGUGGUACCUGCUCAGGCUGGACAGGGGACGCCAAUAGGAAGCAGUCCUCAGAUGAGUGGCAUGGCAGCACUGGCAGCGGCGGCUGCAGCAACUCAGAAGAUCUGUCCUUCCUCACCAACGAUGUUGAACGUCCCUGCAGGAGCUACAGUUGUGAAAACAGUGGCUGUGAGUCCGGGAGUAGCCGCUCCAGUUACAAUGGUGAGUAACCCAGCCACUCGCAUGUUGAAGACUGCCGCUGCUCAGGUGGGCGGAGCUUCGGUCGUCUCCGCUCCUGGGGCUGCCAGUCGACCAAUCAUCACAGUUCACAAGUCUGGCACGGUGACCGUUUCACAGCAGGCUCAGGUGGUCACCACGGUGGUGGGUGGAGUCACAAAGACCAUCACCCUUGUUAACAGUCCACUCAGUGUGGGAGGAGGCGGAGCCUUGAUCGGUAACCUUGGUACCCUGGGGAAGGUGGUUUCGGUGGUUCAGACCAAACCAGUUCAAAGUGGAGCAGUUCCUCUUCAGGCAGGGAGCAGCUCAGUAACACAGAUCCUCCAGACGAAGGGCGCUCUCCCAGCUGGAACCAUAUUGAAGUUGGUGACCUCAGCAGACGGCAAACAGACCACCAUCCUCAGCACUGCACAGGCUGGAUCCACAUCAACCAAGUCCACCAUCUUGGGUGUUGCCCCAGCAACCUCCAAACCUGGGACCACCAUCAUCAAGACCAUCCCAGUGUCUGCGCUGCAGGGGGGGGCAGGUGCUAACAGUCCGAUCACCAUCCUGACCACCAAGAUGGUGACACCAGGAAGUGCUGGUAAAAUCAUCACCACUGUCCCGAAAAUCAGUGCAGCCAACCAGCAGGGCCUCACACAGAUGGUGUUGAAGGGGGUUUCAGGGACUCCUGGUGCAAUCCUCAGGACUGUGCCGAUGGGAGGAGUCAGACUGAUGUCGCCUGUCACCACCAAACCCACUGUCACCACAUUGGUCGUCAAGACAACCACAGGUGUGUCCAGUCUGGGGACAAUAACAGGAAGUGCCUCCCUGACCACGCCCAUCACCACCCUGGCAACCAUCGCCACCCUGGCCAACCAGGUUACCACAGCAGCUGCUGCAUCAGCAGGACCCAAACAAGUGACUCUUAUCACCACUCCAAGUGGUGCUGAGGCUCAACCACUGGCCCAGGAUCUUCCUGUCUCCAUUAUGGCUUCUCCUACUUCAGAAGAGCCUGGAAGUUCUACUACUACUUCUAUUAUUACUGCAGGGGGAGAAUCUGGGGACGGUGCAGCUGCCACAGUGACUUUGGUCUGCUCCAACCCGCCUUGUGAGACGCAUGACACGGAAACGACCAACACGACCACCGUGGCCUCCGCCAGCAUGAGAGAGCUGCAGGUAACAGGUGUGACAUCCUCCUCUCUCAAGCAGCCUUCAGCUGAACAACCUGCUCCUGUUCCUCCACAUCCUGUCAGCCUGAAUGGGGGGAACAUCUGCUCCAACCCUCCAUGUGAGACCCACGAGACAGGAACCACCAACACUGCUACCACAGCUGGAGCUGGAGGACUCAGACAGGUGUGUUCCAACCCACCGUGUGAGACCCACGAAACAGGAACCACCAACACUGCUACCACAGCUACAGCUCAGCAAGGUGGAGACAGUCUGCAAGUAGACUCCACAGACCUCUCCUCCUCCUCUGAGUCUGCCUGCUGCACCACAGUCAGUCAGAGCAGAGCUGUUACCACGGUUACACAGGCCACGCCCACCCCUGGACCAUCCAUACCUGAGAUCUCAUCAUUGGUCAGACAGGGCAGGGCGGAGUCCUCAGCUGUUGCCAUGGCGACAGCAGCAAUGGAGGAGGGGUCUAUGCAGACUAACUGCCAAUCAGGGCAUGUGAUGUCAUCAGAAGUGUCGGUGUUACAGGUUCACCUAGAGGGCAGCGAGGUGACAGCUCAGAUGGAGUCGUCAGACAGUGGUCUUCCCCAGGAGCUGAUGUCAUCGGAAGGGGACGGUGAUGAGGUGGUCUCCACAGCAACAACCCUGAUGGUGACAGAACUGACCUCAGAUCAGUUGACUGUUAACACGGUGACAGAGGAGGCAGCUGGGCAGGCGACACUGCAGGCUGUGCUGCAGGCAGCAGGACACAUGGCAGAGGGCUCGAUGGAUCAGUCCAUCCCCAUCGUUCUGACGCAGCAGGAGCUGGCAGCUCUGGUCCGGCAGCGGCAGCAACUACAGGAUGUCCACAGCCAACCAGAACCAGAACCACAGCACAGCAAUGUGCCCACAGAGGGCCUUGCUCCAGCAGACAGCCUCAAUGACCCGGCAGCAGAGAGUAACGGACACGAGCUGACACAUUCGGCAGCAGUGACGAGCGCCGUGGCCCGAUUGGCCAGUACGUUUGGCCCCACCCCUUCUCUGACAGCCAGCCCAGCUAGGCGUCAAGGUGCCGCCGCACUCACAGAGGUGACCAAUGGCAUCGCAGCAGCUGCAGGGAAGCAGGCGGUCCAGGUGAAGUCCGCAGCAAAGGACAGCCAGUGGUACGACGUCGGAAUCGUCGGCGUCACCAACAUGGUGGUCACACAUUAUUACGUCCCCUAUGAUGACAAGGUGGCCGAUGACAACUCUGGUGCGACACCAGACUACAGUCGGAUGAGGAAGGUGGACCUGCAGCCGGGCACAGCCUACAAGUUUCGAGUGGCGGGCAUCAAUAUCUGCGGCCGUGGAGCAUUCUCGGACGUGUCGGCGUUUAAAACGUGUCUUCCUGGUUUCCCCGGUGCGCCAUGCGCCAUCAAGAUCAACAAGAACCUGGACGGGGCUCAGCUCACCUGGGAGCCUCCUGCUGUCACAUCAGGGAAAAUCACUGAGUACUCGGUGUAUCUGGCCAUCCAGUCCAGCCAGGCCACCUCCUCCGCUUCAGCCUCUGGACCGACCCAGCUGGCCUUCAUGAGGGUCUACUGUGGUCCCAACCCGUCCUGCCUGGUCCAAGCCUCCAGCCUCGCCAACGCCCACAUCGACUAUACCACCAAGCCCGCCAUCAUCUUCCGCAUUGCCGCUCGCAACCAGAAGGGCUACGGUCCGGCCACGCAGGUCCGGUGGCUACAAGAAAAAGAGGCGAGUAGAGCAGCAGCGAAGAGACCCGGCGCUUCUCCUGACUUUAAACCUGUUGGACCAAAGAAGUUCAGAGCCGACCAAUAGGAGGAGCCGACGUUUUGCUGCAGACUGCGAUAGGUCACUGUUGUCUCAAGCUCGCCACGUGGACGGGCAGGAGGCAGGCCUCUGACAGCUUCCUGUCGGUUAGCAGCUCUUCGCCCUGGGAUGGGAGUAAUCUCUGAGGGCACAGUGAAGGUCAAAGGUCACAGUGUGGUCUGAGGGCAGAGUCUCUGCAGGAGGCGGGCUUUAAACCAGAGCUGUUGUAAAUAAUUUUCUUUCUGUAGCAUCAAAAUAUUUAGCUUUUCCUUUCCGUGUCAGAACAGAAUUAUUUCUUCAGAUGUUGAUGAAAGGUUUGCUGGCCGCGAGCUCACGACUCCUCAGUUUGUCUGAAGGGGAAGCAAAUGAUUUUUCAGCUGUUUGUGAAUAUUCUCUGGAACAAUAAAGAUUUUUAGAACUUG
Messenger RNA from Scatophagus argus, 5857 nucleotides. It is a transcript of the gene hcfc1b, whose product is annotated as host cell factor C1b. Gene Ontology annotation, cellular component: histone methyltransferase complex. Gene Ontology annotation, molecular function: protein binding; transcription coactivator activity. Lineage: Eukaryota; Metazoa; Chordata; Actinopteri; Scatophagidae. Gene Ontology annotation, biological process: regulation of DNA-templated transcription; chromatin remodeling. The transcript has 30 exons. Bases 786 to 5444 code for a protein of 1552 amino acids. The record is from RefSeq and is a predicted model, not a curated record.